CUCACCCAGCAAGCUUUCCUCGAGCGCGUCGACUUCGCCAAGGCUGAGAUCCGCACUCUGAGCUCAAACAUCCAAGAAAUUGCAUCGCUGCACCAACGUGCAUUGUCGUCCCCCGACCCGAGCUCCUCCGCCCAGCUCGAGAAUCUCGUUGCUCAAACACAGCUGAAGAACACCCAGAUUCGAGAUCAGAUCAAGUACCUGGAAUUGGAUGCUGCCAAGACCCAGGAUGGGACGAAGGGUAUCAAGGCUAGGCAGGCCAAGCAGUUGAAGACGGAGUUCGAGAAGGCUUUGGAUGACUACCGGCAGGAGGAAGUUGCGUACAGACAACGCUACCGGGAGCAAAUUGCGAGGCAGUACCGAAUCGUCAACCCCGAGGCAACAGAGGAGGAGGUCAAUGAGGCCGCGGAGAUGGACUGGGGCUCCGAAGGUGUCUUCCAGACUGCCCUCAGGACCAAUCGAACCGGACAGGCCGCUUCAGUUCUCGGAGCUGUCCGCGCUCGUCACAAUGAGCUCCAGCGUAUUGAGGCCACUCUUACCGAGCUCGCAGCGAUGUUCGCCGAUAUGGCUCAAAUCGUGGAAGCACAAGAGCCAGUAGUCGAGCAUACUGAACAGAACGCCAUCAAGGCCGCCGAAGAUGUGGAAAAAGCCAACGUCGAAAUCGCAAAAGCGAGCGAGCAUGCCAGACGUCGGAACAGACUAAAAUGGUACUGCUUGUUGGUCGUUGUUCUUAUCGUUCUGGCUAUUGCUCUUGGUGUUGGAUUGGGUGUCGGUCUGUCGCGUUCCGGUAGCAACAACAAAAGUUAA
Molecule: messenger RNA, 804 nt
Organism: Amorphotheca resinae ATCC 22711
Lineage: Eukaryota; Fungi; Ascomycota; Leotiomycetes; Helotiales; Amorphothecaceae
Exons: 2
Biological process (GO): vesicle fusion; intracellular protein transport; exocytosis
Cellular component (GO): endomembrane system; SNARE complex; plasma membrane
Molecular function (GO): SNARE binding; SNAP receptor activity
Source: RefSeq, a predicted model, not a curated record